AUGGCACGACCGUUGGAAAAGAUCUCUGAUAUUAACGAUGAAAAGGAACUUUGGAAAGUUGUUGUUAAAAUACAUCACAAAUGGAGUGUCAUCUCUAACAACAAAGAACAUUUCGAGAUGGUUGUUUAUGAUUCUGAGGGAAGUGAUAUUCAUGUUAUCGUACCUCCCGUUUAUAGGCAGAAUUUUGAUUCGCUGUUUGUUGUUAAUGAUACUUACACUAUUGCAAACUUCCAAGUUCAGCUGAAUGAUCUGCUGUUCAAACCUUCUGCUCACAAGUACCUCCUUAAAUUUACUGGUGGGACAAAAGUUGGGGAUAGAAAUGUACAUCAGAUUCAGGAAAAGGCUUGCAGGCUCACUCCUUUCCUUGAUAUUUUAACUGGGAAAUGGAAUAAAGAUCAACUUUUAGAUGUUAUCGGAGUGGUUGAUGAAAUUGGGUACACACAGGUCCAGGUGGGAAGUAAAAAGCAACAGGUCAACUUUGUCAUUCGCGACUUGAGCAACAACACUAUAACGGUUACGUUAUGGGAGGCGUACGCGGUGCAGUUUAUCAACUAUGUUGAACAGCAGGUCGAUACUGCAAUUCCUGUUGUGAUUAUGAUUCAAUAUGCCAAAGUCAAAGAAGCUUUUGGCAAAUAUCCUCUAUCUGUUACCAAUACUUACAAUGUCACCAAAGUGUCUAUUAAUGAAGACAUGGAAAAAAUCAAAAAUUUGCUAAAAUGUCCUGACUUGGAUACUAUAGUGGCUGUCUCGGGACUUCGCAGCCAGCAGUCUCAGGGAAGGUCGCAAAACUCAUACAGUUCUCGCCAAUCACCUACCCAAAAAUUGUUGUCUAAUGCUGUUCUUCUUCCUCUUGAGCAAAUCGUUAAACUCAAAGACACCACUUUUUGUGCUACGGUUGCCACAAUCACAAAAAUCUUUGCCUCAAAAUAUGGCUGGUACUACCAGGCAUGCCAUGAAUGCCCGAACAAAGUGACUGGUGAUAAACCUCCCUACAAGUGUGUCAAGGGACAUGACACUGAAACUGCCAUUUUCAGGUCUAAACGCCAAUAA
Messenger RNA from Vicia villosa (hairy vetch), 1050 nucleotides. RefSeq lists its product as uncharacterized. Lineage: Eukaryota; Viridiplantae; Streptophyta; Magnoliopsida; Fabales; Fabaceae. The transcript is spliced from 7 exons. The record is from RefSeq and is a predicted model, not a curated record. The coding region runs from base 1 to 1050 and encodes 349 amino acids.